CGAAAAGUUACAAGAUAGUAUAGCCCGCGUCAUGAAAAGUAAAGACAGCUUAGAAAUACAACAGGUAGGCAUGGGGAGAUACGAGAUGGUCCUACUGGUAUAUAAAUGAGGUUUUGUCGCUGCUGUAACUCAUUCCUCAACAUCUUCAAUUCACCAUCACCAACACUCAACUGCAAAUCCUAGUCAGCUUUCCUCUCAACGGAGUAACUUUUGAUUCCCUCUAUUUGUCGCUUUACCCCUUGAUAACACCAUCACCCUUCAUUAAACUCCAGGUUAUCACAUUAAAAAUGGCGCCUACCAUCUUCAUUAUUGGUGUCACUGGAUACAUCGGUGGCGAGGUUGCUGUCGUGUUUGCAGAGAAGCACCCAGAGUACAACCUCGUCUUUCUCGUCCGCAACUCCGAGCAAGCCAAGAUAGUCAAAGCCCGAUUCCCAUCAUCCGAGACCGUCAUCGGUGACCUCGACUCCCACGACGUACUCUUUGAGCAGGGCAAACGCGCCGAUGUCGUUCUCCAAACCGCUUCGGCAGACCACAUUGCCGUUGGCGAGUCCAUCAUUGCGGGCAUGGCCCAGGGCAAGAAGGGCCACUACAUCCACGUCUCCGGGUCCGGAAUCCUGCACGACGUGACGAACGGCUUCGGAAACCCGAGCUCCAAGAUCUACCACGACACCAGCGACCUCGCUGCGAUCACCUCCUUCGACUCGUCGCACGUGCACGCCGACACCGACGCCUCCGUCACCGCCGCGGGCCUCAAGCACGGCAUCCCCACCGCCAUCGUCUCGCCUGUUACCAUCUACGGUGUCGGCCGUGGGCCUAUCAAGACUCGCAGCCUGCAGAUUCCCUUCCUGACUGAGGCCAUCAUCAAGCGCGGUAAGGCCUUCACUGUGCUUGAGGGUAACAACAUCUGGGAUAACGUCCAUAUCACCGACCUCGCCGAGGCGUAUAACGUGCUCACCGAGGAGGCUCUCAAAUUGAACGGCGGCAAGUCGUCCUGGGGCAAGGAGGGCUACUACUUCGUCGAGUCCGCCGAGCACAGGUGGAAAGAUAUCGUGACUGAGCUUGCUAAGAUCGCGCACCAGAAGGGCGCGAUCAAGUCCGUGGAAGUGGAGAAGCUGAGCGUUGAAGACGCCAGUGCCGCGCAUCCAUGGGCUCCGCUGCUCUGGGGGGGGAACUGCCGCAGCAGAGGUGACCGUAUCAGGGCUCUAGGGUGGAAGCCUAGCGCUCGCAAGAUUGAGGAGUACCUCCCGGAAAUGGUGGAUUUUGAGAUCAAGUCCCUGGGAACGCAGUCUUCCGCUACUACGUUCUAAGACUGUGUGAGGAGCUUCGGAAAUUUGGCUGGUGUAACUGAGUCUUUAUUUUAGCAGGCAGCGUAUAUAGCAACAACAUAAAAGAG
This is a messenger RNA of Pseudogymnoascus verrucosus, 1393 nucleotides long. RefSeq lists its product as uncharacterized. The record is from RefSeq and is a predicted model, not a curated record. The transcript has 2 exons. Bases 288 to 1307 code for a protein of 339 amino acids. Lineage: Eukaryota; Fungi; Ascomycota; Leotiomycetes; Thelebolales; Thelebolaceae.